This is a messenger RNA of Cryphonectria parasitica EP155, 1628 nucleotides long. RefSeq names its product MFS general substrate transporter. Gene Ontology annotation, biological process: transmembrane transport. Lineage: Eukaryota; Fungi; Ascomycota; Sordariomycetes; Diaporthales; Cryphonectriaceae. Bases 1 to 1536 code for a protein of 511 amino acids. The transcript has 2 exons. Gene Ontology annotation, molecular function: transmembrane transporter activity. The record is from RefSeq and is a predicted model, not a curated record.
AUGGCCAGUGACCAAGAGAACGCUGCUGCUGCUGUGUCGGCCACAGAACAGACGCCACUUCUCGUGACCAAAGAUGUUGCCCCAGCAGCAGGGGAGGAGGGGCGGCGGGACGGUCAUGAUGAUGAUGAUGAUGAUAAUGACCACCACAAGCCUUUGCCCAAGUGGCAGCUCUUCUGGCUGUGCUUUGCGCGAGCCAUUGAGCCUAUGGCCUUCUUCUCUAUCUUCCCUUACAUCAACCAGAUGGCCCAGGAGAACGGUCACCUUGCCGACGCCGACGUGGGAUUCUACUCUGGGCUCAUCGAAUCGCUCUUCUCCCUCACCCAGGCACUGGUCAUGGUCUUCUGGGGUAAGGCUGCCGACAGCAUCGGCCGCAAACCCGUCCUCGUCUUCAGCCUCGUUGGUGUCUCGGUCGCGACCUCUAUCUUUGGCACGGCCAAGACGCUGGCGCAGAUGAUCCUCUUCCGCUGCAUCGCAGGUGUCUUUGCCGGCACCAUCGUCACCAUCAGGACUAUGAUCACCGAGAUCUCGUCCCCUCGCGACCAGGCCGUCGCCUUCAGCUGGUUCGCCUUCUCGGGCAACCUCGGCAUCCUGCUGGGUCCCAUCCUCGGAGGAGCCCUCGCCGACCCGGCCCAUCAGUAUCCCGGCCUGUUCGGCCACAGCCAAUUCUUUCUCGACUAUCCGUACGCCCUCUCAAGUUUUGUCAUCGCAGGCCUCGGCUUCAUAGGCGCCAUCACAUCCUUCUUCUUCGUCACCGAGACACUGGACAGAGACGACAGCACCACCACCACGACGGAGAAUGGCGAUAGCGUCGUCAGGCCCAAGGACGAACGGCCCAGCAUCCUCAGUCUCCUCAGAGCGCCAGGCGUCCGCAUCGUCCUCUACAUCUACUGCCACAUUAUGCUCCUCGCCUUCGCCUACACGGCCAUCAUCCCCGUCUUCCUCUUCUCGCCCGUGCGCCUGGGCGGCUUCGGCCUCCUUCCUUACCAGAUCAGCAUCUUUAUGGCUACCAACGGCGCCGCCCAGGCCCUCUGGCUCCUCCUGGCCUUCCCGCGCCUGCAACGCCGCCUUGGCACCAACGGCGUCCUCCGCGCCUGCGCCAUCGCCUAUCCUUUCUUCUUCGCCCUCACCCCAAUCGGCAACGUCCUCCUGCGCCACGGCGAUGUCGCCGCCUUCUGGACCAUCUCGCCCGCGUUUCAGGCCAUCGGCUGCGGUGUCAGUAUGGCCUUUACCGCCAUCCAGCUCGCCCUCAACGACGUCUCGCCCAGCCACCGCGUCCUGGGCACCCUCAACUCGAUCGCCCUGGCUGGUACGAGUCUCACACGGGCGUUUGCACCCGCGUUGUUCACGAGUUUGUUCGCUCUGGGAGCGCGGACACAGUGGCUCUGGGGGUAUGCCAUCUGGUUGUUGCUGACUUUGCUGGCCCUCUGGUACACGUUGAUUGCGAGGUGGCUGCCGGAGAAGGGCAAGGACGGCAAGGCCCCAAGGAGAAGAGAGCAAGAAGAAGCUGGAGGGCGGCAAGCGCAAGGCGAGGAUUGAUGAGAGGUUUCGUUAUGCGUGACGGAUGCGUAGCCAGGGCUGUAGGCAUAGACAUUGGGCUUGCAAUAUCACCGUUGUGCACCGAAUAAUCC